Anastrepha obliqua is the source of this 1935-nucleotide messenger RNA. RefSeq names its product protein toll-like. The record is from RefSeq and is a predicted model, not a curated record. Gene Ontology annotation, cellular component: extracellular matrix. Gene Ontology annotation, molecular function: protein binding. Bases 522 to 1877 code for a protein of 451 amino acids. NCBI's taxonomy places the organism in Eukaryota, Metazoa, Arthropoda, Insecta, Diptera, Tephritidae. The transcript has 3 exons.
AUAGUUUUGUUACUUUUCGAACGAUUUUCAAAUUUGUUGCGUGUUUCAAAGAUAGGAGUUUUAUCUUUAAAACAAAAAGAAUUCUUUUGAAAAUCAGCUUUAAAAUUGCUAAAUUGUGUUGUAACCUGAAGAAUUCCUAUGAAAAAAAAUACUAAAUGAAAUAAUGGAGAAAAACUAUAAGUAAACUCGUGUCCUACGGGCUACAACAAAGCAGAAUUUCUGUGUAUUAAAAACAAAACAUUUUGCAAUAUUUAAGAGCCUGUUCACUUCCACCACCAUUGCUGCUAGAAGAUCAAGGUGAAGCAUUUGAGAAAAUUUGCUAGAAAAUCAGGUAAGCAAAGUGAAUGGCGAUCGCAGCAAAAAUAUCUGCGGCAGGGUUUUCACAAGUGGAGAGGUUUGAACAUAACAACUAAUUCCUAUAAAUAGCACAUACAAAAGAGUGGUUAGCCAGUUUAAAAUUUCCUUCAGUGAUAGCACAGCACAACGAUUUUGCUGAAUUUCUAAAAGUCGCCAAACUACGGAUGCGUUUAAGAAGCAUGCAUUCUUUAAAACGGCUGGUGUCUUUUAAAGCACCGAUGAUGUUAUAUAUUUUCAUAGUAUCUUUGUCCUUAUGCGACACCACCCACAUGGUGAACGUAUUCUACACCAACUACUUCUGUGAAUCUGCGCCGGUUGCGACAUGUUUUAGAAUCGACUGUGCAUCAUUGAAGCCGAUGAACAAAGAUAAAACGCCACAAACAAAUCUGUCAACAGGAUUAUUCGCGAAUUUGCCAAAUUUGGAAGAAUUGCACAUCAGCUGCGGUUUGGAAACCCUGCCCAUGGAUCUGUUUAUCAACUCAACUAAAAUUACUAGCCUUAACAUGAACAAGAAUCUGCUGACAACAUUCCCGAAAAACUUGCUCAACGAUCAACAGGAGCUCCUCACUCUUGACCUGUCAAACAAUCGUUUGCAAUCACUACCGGACACACUCUUCCACAGCACAAAAAAUCUGCGCGUGCUGAAAUUAUCACACAAUCAACUCGUCGAAAUAACAAGUGAGCUAUUCAGCCCAUUAGCCAGUCUCGAGCAUCUGCAUCUGGACAACAAUAACUUGGUUAACAUCAACUUCAACGCCUUUCGUGACACAGCCAACUUGAAAUUUCUCAGUUUAGAAAAUAACCAAAUCGAUCUCGCUGACGCCAAUGGCACCAUUGAUAACAUGACCUCGCCAUUCCAGUUCCUACAUAAAAUUGAAGAACUUAACCUGCGCAAUAAUUCGAUCAAGUACCUACACAGAGACUGGAAGACAAAACUGAUCGAAAUGAAAAAACUCGAUCUCAGCUAUAACAACAUUCGUGCGUUGAAUGUUAGUAACAUAUUCCUUUUUUUCAUAAGUAAAAGUUUGGCUGAAGUCAACCUCACACAUAAUCUCAUAGCGGAAAUUGAUUUUGAUGGCAUCGACGAUAUGGGGUACUUCCUCAGCCACUCACCUCCACUUCGUAUUCAUCUCGACGACAAUCCACUUACCUGCAAUUGCGUGCUAGAACCCUUUUUAAAAUUUGUAUUAGGCGAAGUAAAAUAUGAACUGCGAAAGAAUUUAAUAAUAUCUGCGAAUAAAUUAAUAUGUUCAGGCACGCCACUACUAAGAGGGAAAAAAGUAAUCGACCUCAGAUAUGAGGAGCUAGGUUGCCCAGUGGAGGACCAAUAUCGUCAGGGCGAAAAGAAAUACGUAAUACCUUUCAGCGUUUUAAGUCUUUUGAACGAACUCUAUAUGUCUUUUAUAUGUUUCUGUGAACAUCUAAGGAGAUCUAGAGACGACCCUAUAAUAGUGGCAGAAGAGCCUCUUAUGCCUCGUUUAGAACGACCCCCUCGCCUCAGACAUAUAGGUGAAAGAUAAAUGAGAUAAAAGGACAUGACAAGUAUCUCAUCUGGAACUGAAUGAGUUGCACUCCCAG